Messenger RNA from Trichophyton rubrum CBS 118892, 1323 nucleotides. RefSeq lists its product as uncharacterized. The coding region runs from base 464 to 844 and encodes 126 amino acids. The record is from RefSeq and is a predicted model, not a curated record. The transcript has a single exon. Lineage: Eukaryota; Fungi; Ascomycota; Eurotiomycetes; Onygenales; Arthrodermataceae.
CGAGCUGGGUAGAGGGGGUAGAUCCGUCCUCGAGGAAAAGAUAAUCGGGUGUCCAACAGGCAUUGAAGAAUGAGAAUUGUUGGAAAUUGGGCCCUAAAAGGAGAUAUAUAUUAUGCUGCUAAGCAUAACUAGCUAACAAGUAGUUGCUUCGGAGGUCAUGACAGAUCAUACCUAGGAGCCGAGAGUGUAUUCAUACUAGUUAUUUCAACUAGUUAUAUGAGUAGUGUUUACCGUGUGGUUUUCGUCUCUUGAUAGAGCAGAAAGAAGGAGUAGCCGCCACUAAAACCUGCGGACCCCAGCAAGGAUGUGGGACAAGGGCAAGCAAGACAGGGACUGCCUGAUUGAUAUAUAGAUUGGGGUGUUAUGUAUGUAUGUGCCUGCAUGCAGCUACAAGGGCGAGGAGUGAUAGAACCGGAGCCGUUGAAGGAUAAGCCCUCAUCCCCCCAAAACACACAAGUGCAGCAUGUCAGCACCAUGCAUAUUAUGUUCACAACUGGGGAAACAGCCUGAUAUAUGGGUAGGCAAUCACACAAGUGCCCGUUUUCGAUCAUCAUCGCCCGUAUUUCUCAGCGAAUCUUACGGGUUGGAGAGAUGGUGUGCAGGGCUGCUGCUGCUUGAGAGACAGGUUGGACCGAAGAGACUCAGGAAAAAGCAACGUCGACGCCUCCACUGGGGAGCAGGCGGCGAUCAGCCAAAGUGUGGAAAGCCCGUAUUGCACGGGAGCAACCAGGCUCAAAGGGUCUUAUGCUUAGUUUUGCUCGAGGCUGGUACUGUCAAAACCUCCGCUGGCCUGUGCAAGGGGAGGCUAUAUCACUGCCCUGAUAAGCACCCAUCAACUAGUUAGCCAGGGAAGUUUUCGAUCUAACCCCCAAGCACCCCCUGCUGGCCCGGCGGAUCCUAGGAGACAGCUAUUGAUGAAUUUUGAUUUGGAAUGUUCUUCCAUGGUUAGCCAAGGAUUAUUAACAGCAUCAAACUCCCUUUUCGCUCUGUUUGUUGUGAUAAGCCAAAACGGACUCCACCAUGGUUGUUAUGGAUCUUUCUCACAGCUGUUCCCGUAUAAAAAGGUCCCGCAAUUCUUCAACGUCCGACAGACCCUCCAUUGUCAAGCAGCAAGCGAGACUCAUCACUCCAGCACUUAUUCUGUGGUCUUGUGUGGAUAUUGACGCGGCGUUUUACCCCUUAACAUCCUUGGUGCUGCAGACGCCCUUGACACUGCAGCAAAAACGGACAAGGGAGGCUGGCCGGGUUCCAGUUCCCCCCCAAAAAAGCAGCAGCAUGCCGUCGUCCCUUUCCGGGCCCUGUUAAGCUCCAUCCGGGACCAUU